Messenger RNA from Quercus lobata, 2475 nucleotides. Its product is annotated as G-type lectin S-receptor-like serine/threonine-protein kinase At4g27290. The coding region runs from base 1 to 2475 and encodes 824 amino acids. The record is from RefSeq and is a predicted model, not a curated record. The transcript has 7 exons. Gene Ontology annotation, molecular function: protein serine/threonine kinase activity; ATP binding. Gene Ontology annotation, biological process: protein phosphorylation; recognition of pollen. Lineage: Eukaryota; Viridiplantae; Streptophyta; Magnoliopsida; Fagales; Fagaceae.
AUGCAAGUCUAUUUUGUGCUCUACUUUUUGUGUUAUAUAUUCUCCAUCUUUGUAAUUACAACAGCAGUAGACACCAUUGUUGUAACUCAGUCAAUAAGAGACGGUCAGACUUUAGUUUCUUCGGGUGGGAAUUUUGAGCUAGGAUUCUUUAGCCCAGGUAAUUCCAAAACUUGGUAUAUAGGAAUAUGGUACAAGAAGAUAUCUACAAUGACAGUGGUAUGGGUUGCCAACAGAGAUACCCCUCUUAACAAUACAACAGGAGCUUUCAAACUUGUGGACCAUGGAAUUCUUGUCCUAACGGAUGAAGCUAACAAUGCCAUUUGGUCUUCCAAUUCAUCAAGAGCAGCAAGCAACCCUGUUGCGCAGCUUCUUGAUACAGGAAACUUUAUAGUGAGAGAUGGAAAUAGUGAUGCAGAAAAUAUAAUUUGGCAGAGUUUUGAUCAUCCAGCUGAUACGUUUCUGCCUGGUAUGAAGUACGGAUUUAAUUUGGUAACUGGCUUGAGUCUAGUGUUGACAUCAUGGAAGAGCCCUGACGACCCUUCAGGAGGUGAUUAUACUAAUCAGCUUGAUCCAAAUGGAUUACCACAGUUUAUUCUUAGGGAGGGACCAACAGUGUUAUUCCGGGCAGGACCAUGGAAUGGUCUACAUUUCAGUGGUAUGCCUAAUUUGCAACCCAACCCAAUUUAUAAAUAUGAACAUGUUUCCAAUCCGGUGGAGACUUACUAUACUUAUAAGCUUAUUAAUGACUCGGUUGUUUCAAGGAUGGUUUUAAGUCCUGAUGGCAAAUUGCAGCGGCUUAUAUGGAUUAAUAGAACACAGAAUUGGAGCCUUUACUUAACAGUACAAAUGGAUGGCUGUGACAGGUACGCACUAUGUGGUGCAUAUGGUAGUUGCAACAUCGACAACUCCCCAGCUUGUGAGUGUUUGACAGGAUUUGUGCCAAAAUUUCCAAAAGAUUGGAAUGCGACGGAUUGGUCACAUGGAUGUGUACUGAAGACACCUUUAAAUUGUGGGGCUGGUGAGGGCUUUCUAAAAUACUCUGGAAUUAAAUUGCCAGACACAAGGCAGUCCUGGUAUAACAGGACAAUGGACCUUGAUGAAUGCAGGGAUGUGUGCUUGAAGAACUGCACCUGUACAGCUUAUUCUAGUUUGGACAUUACCGGAGGAGGAAGUGGUUGCAUACUUUGGUUUGGAGAACUGAUUGAUAUAAGAGUGUACGCUGAAUAUGGGCAAGACAUUUACAUUAGGAUGGCAGCCUCUGAAUUAGCAGCAUAUGGAAGCUCGAAAAGAAAGAAACAAGUGAGGAUCAUAGUUAUUGCUUUAUUAUCUUUUGGAAUGGCUCUCCUUGGCCCAUGCUUGAUGAUAUAUGUCUUGAAGAAGAAGCCUAAAAGAGAAGGAAUUAUUUUAUACAAUCCGGGACCAAUACAGGACUUCACCACUGGAAGUGAGAAUGACGAUUUAGAGCUACCAUUAUUCAGAUUUGCUACAAUAGCUUAUGCCACAGAUAACUUUUCAGUUAAGAAUGUGCUUGGAAAAGGUGGCUUUGGACAGGUUUACAAGGGCAUACUAACAGAGGGACAAGAAAAUAAAGAAAUAGCAGUUAAGAGGCUCUCAGCAUAUUCAAGACAAGGACUCCACGAAUUCAAAAAUGAAGUUUUGAGCAUUUCCAAGCUUCAGCAUCGUAACCUCGUGAAGAUUUUAGGAUGUUGCAUUCAAGAAGAAGAAAGAAUGCUGAUAUAUGAAUACAUGCCCAACAAAAGCUUGGACUACUUCAUUUUUGAUCCAAAUCGAAGCAUAUUAAUAGAUUGGCCUAAGCGCUUCCACAUUAUCAAUGGGAUUGCACGGGGGCUACUUUAUCUUCAUCAAGAUUCCAGAUUGAGAAUUAUUCAUAGAGAUCUAAAAGCUAGCAAUAUUUUACUGGACUAUGAGAUGAAUCCAAAGAUUGCUGACUUUGGCAUGGCUAGAAUUUUUGGAGCAGACGAAACUGAAGCAAAAACAAGCAGAGUGGUUGGAACAUUUGGUUACAUGCCUCCAGAAUACGCAAUUGAUGGACUCUUUUCAAUAAAAUCUGACGUGUAUAGCUUUGGUGUUUUGGUAUUAGAGAUAGUGAGUGGUAAGAGAAACAGGGAAUUCUCUCAUCCAGACCACAAUCUUAACCUUCUUGGACAUGCAUGGAGACUAUAUAAGGAGGACAGACAAUUGGAACUAAUUGAUAAUUCAGAAAAGGAAUUGUGCAAUCCAAACGAAGUGUUACGAUCAAUUCAUGUAGGUCUGUUAUGUGUGCAGCAAUGUCCAGAAUAUAGACCGACCAUGUCUACAGUGGUUUUAAUGUUGAGUAGUGAGACUGCACUGCCUGAGCCUAAAGAGCCUGGUUUUCACACUGGAAGACAUCUAUCAGAAAUGGAUUCUUCACCAAUCAAGCAAGAAGGAUUUUCAACAAAUGGACUAACAAUUACAUUGCUAGAGGCUCGAUAA